UCUGGAAUGAGUCUCCAGACCUUGGAGGGCUGUCCUGGCCUGGGGACUCACAUGUUUGUCCCACAGAGCCCACAGGGGGAUGAGGAAGACAGCAGGUCAGGAGGAAAUUUCAGGCAGUUUGAGACCACACAGGACCUGGAAACUCCUAGCCUCCCACCUUUACUUCCCAUGGCUCAUUGGGGCUUUCAGGCCAGAUUGUCUCCAUGCCACCUGUUGACAGUAAAGGUCAUCCGGAUGAAAAAUGUCCGGCAGGCUGAUCUGGUGAGCCAAACAGAUUGCUUUGUGAGCCUCUGGCUGCCUACCGCCUCUCAGAAGAAGCUGAGGACGACAACCAUCUCUAACUGCCCAAACCCAGAGUGGAAUGAAAGCUUCAACUUCCAGAUCCAGAGCCAAGUGAAGAAUGUGCUGGAGCUGAGUGUGUGCGAUGAAGACACGGUGACACCAGAUGACCAUCUCUUGACAGUUCUCUAUGACCUCACCAAGCUCUGCUUUCGAAAGAAAACCCAUGUGAAAUUUCCACUUAACCCAGAGGGCAUGGAGGAGCUAGAGGUGGAGUUCCUGCUGGAGGAGAGCCCCUGUCCACCUGAGACCCUCAUCACCAAUGGCGUGCUGGUGUCUCGACAAGUCUCCUGCCUGGAGGUUCAUGCAGAAUCCAGGAGGAAGAAGAAGAGUGAGAAAAAGAAGGAUCUCUUAGUGGCGGGGAGUGAGUCCUUUGAGAACACCCAGCGCGUCUCACCCUGUAGGCAGCCCUGCUGCCCAGACCCAGCCUGCUUCCACUACCCUACAUACUUCCAGCCCCAGUUACAUGCGGAGGCACCCAAGAGCCACUGGAGCUGCAGGCUUUGCUGCUGUGGUACACACCAGAAGGACUCUGUCUUCCAGUCCCUUGAUUGUCUCUGUGAGGGCCAGAUGACCACCCUGCCUGUGGGUGAGAAUUAUGAAUUGCACAUGAAGUCUACACCCUGCCCAGAGGCCUUGGACGUCCGGUUGGGCUUCAACCUGUGCCCAGAAGAGCUGGAGUUCCUGCAGAAGAGGAAGGUGGUGGUAGCUGAGGCACUGAAGCAGGUGCUGCAACUGGAGGAGGACCUGCAGGAUGAUGAGAUUCCGCGGAUUGCCAUCAUGGCCACUGGGGGUGGAACAAGAUCCAUGACUGCCAUGUAUGGCCACCUGCUGGGGCUGCAGAAACUGAACAUCCUCAACUGUGCCAGCUACAUCACGGGUCUGUCAGGGGCCACCUGGACCAUGGCUACCUUGUACCGUGAUGCUGACUGGUCCUCCAAAAACCUGGAGCCUGCUGUCUUCGAGGCCCGGAGACAUGUGGUCAAAGACAAGCUGCCCUCUCUGUUCCCAGACCAGCUCUGCAAAUUCCAGGAGGAGCUCCGGCAGCGCAGCCAAGAAGGCUACAAGGUCACCUUCACAGACUUCUGGGGCCUGCUGAUAGAGACCUGUUUGGGGGAUGAGAGAAAUGAAUGCAAACUGUCAGACCAGCGUGCUGCCUUGUGCCGGGGCCAGAAUCCCCUGCCCAUCUACCUCACCAUCAAUGUCAAGGAUGAUGUAAGCAACCAGGAUUUCAGAGAGUGGUGUGAGUUCUCCCCCUACGAAGUGGGCAUGCAGAAGUAUGGGGCCUUCAUCCCCAGCGAGCUCUUCGGGUCAGAGUUCUUCAUGGGGAGGCUGAUGAAGAGGAUCCCUGAGUCGCGGAUAUGCUACAUGCUAGGUCUGUGGAGCAGCAUCUUCUCGCUGAACCUGCUCGAUGCUUGGAAUCUGUCCCACACCUCAGAGGAGUUUUUCCACCGGUGGACAAGGAAGAAGAUGCUUGACAUCGAGGACGAGCCGCUCCUGCCUGAAAUCCCCCAAUGUGAUGCCAACACCCUGGAGACCACAGUGGUGAUCCCUGGGACGCGGCUGUCCAACAUGUUCCGAGAAAUCCUCACCUAUCGGGGCUUCGUGUCUGAGUUCCACAACUUCCUGUCCGGCAUGCAGCUGCACACCGACUACCUCCAGAACGGCGAGUUCUCCAUGUGGAAAGACACAGUGCUGGACGGUUUCCCAAACCAGCUGACCGAGUUUGCAAACCACUUGGCCCUGCUGGACACCGCGUUCUUCGUCAACUCCAGCUACCCACCUCUCCUCCGGCCAGAGAGAAAGGUGGACCUCAUCAUCCACCUCAAUUACUGCGCCGGGUCCCAGACAAAGCCCCUGAAGCAGACCUGUGAGUACUGCAGCACGCAGAACAUCCCCUUCCCCAGCUAUGAGCUGCAAGACGAUGAUAACGCAAACCUCAAGGAAUGCUACCUGAUGGAAAACCCCCAGGAGCCCGAUGCCCCUGUUGUGAUUUUCUUCCCACUCAUCAGCGACACCUUCCAAAAAUACAAGGCACCAGGUGUGGAACGAAGCCCCGAGGAGCUGGAGCAGGGCCAGGUUGACAUUUAUGGCCCCAAAACUCCCUAUGCCACCAAGGAGCUGACGUACACGGAGGCUGCCUUCGACAAGCUGGUGAAGCUCUCCGAGUACAACAUCCUGAACAACAAAGACAAGCUCCUCCAGGCCCUGAGGCUGGCGGUGGAGAAGAAGCGCUCGAAGAGCCAGUGUCCAUCCUCUGCGGCUGGCGGUGGAGAAGAAGAAGCGCUCGAAGAGCCAGUGUCCAUCCUAAGCCCCAGGGAGCCUCAUCCAUCCUGCAUCUGCUUCUGA
Molecule: messenger RNA, 2688 nt
Organism: Tupaia belangeri chinensis (Chinese tree shrew)
Lineage: Eukaryota; Metazoa; Chordata; Mammalia; Scandentia; Tupaiidae
Gene: PLA2G4E
Product: phospholipase A2 group IVE
Exons: 20
Coding region: 7-2688 (893 amino acids)
Biological process (GO): glycerophospholipid catabolic process
Cellular component (GO): cytosol
Molecular function (GO): calcium-dependent phospholipid binding; calcium ion binding
Source: RefSeq, a predicted model, not a curated record